GUGUCACGAGUUUGACGUAACAGCAAUGGAGGUAUUGCUGUAUGUGGCGGCCGCGGUAGUUUUAGUCCUGUUGAUUUUACUUGCGAUUAAAGUACGAAGAAAGCAAGAUGCGGUUGGCCAGGUUCAGGAAGAUGUGGUCGGUCGAGCAGCAGGGCGCCACCCAGUGGUGGAUGAGCGAGGUGCAGGCAUGCCCCGACGCAGAAACCUCAACAGCAGGAUGAUUGCCCAAAGACGUGUACAGAGGCAGGCUCAGCCGGAUGCAUCUGAUAGCGAGGACAGCAGUGUGGAGGAGGGUGUGGGACCACAGGUCCAACCUACAGGAAAGAUUGGAUUCAAGAAGCAGAGAAAACUAGAGGAGAAACAAGCCAAGAAAGCCCAGAGGGAGGCAGAGCAGGAGGAGAGGGAGGAGAGGAGGCGGCUGCAGGAGCUGAGAGAGCAGGAGAAGCGGAAGGAGGAGGAUAAGGAGCGGCUGCUGGAGCAGCGGCAGGAGGAAGAGCUGCGCCGGGCGAAGGAGCAGCAGGAGCGGAAGGAGGAAGAGGAGUACUUACGACUGAAGGAGUCCUUUGUGAUUGAGGAGCAGGGAAUUGUUGAGGAGCUCAGUGAGCAGGAGUCUCGAAAUUUGCUGCAGGAGUUCAUCCAGUACAUCAAGGACUCCAAGGUGGUUCUGCUGGAGGACCUGGCCUCACACUUUGAGAUGCGCACCCAGGAUGCCAUCUCUAGACUGCAGGACCUCAUUGUCGACGGUUCCCUCACAGGAGUGAUAGACGACAGGGGCAAGUUUAUUUUCAUCACGCCAGAGGAGCUGAGUUCUGUGGCCCAAUUCAUCAAACAGAGAGGCAGAGUGUCCAUUACUGAACUGGCCCAGGCCAGCAACUCCCUGAUCAACUUGACCCCAGUGGUCCGCAACACAGCCUGAGGGGGGGCUGCCCCAUAUGUGGGCAUGCAUGCACGCACAGUAAAAAAAAAAAAAUUGUAUAAUAAAGUUAAGUCUUUAAUGUUUCUGUAAUUUUUGAUGCGACCCCUAAGAGGCAGUGUGGCAUGCUGGUAAAACCCGAAUUUUACAGGGUUACCGUGGGUGAAUGAAUGAGUAACUGCCUGUGGGAGCUGGAAUCUGCUCCCACAUGUUGCUCAUCGAGUACCUGGAUCCCAAGCUCAAAUGUACUGGCCUCCAGUAAGCACACAUCUUAACGACCUGUACCAGAAUGUUGCUUCUGUUCUGACCCCAUGUAAAAUGUAUGAUUUGCACUGGCUUCAGAGGCUAGAUCCUGACCAUAAAGGUUGUUGGAUGCUUUGUUAUUGGAGUUUCCAAGUCGGAAGCCAAGGUGCAGUGUUUUGCUACUCUAAUAGCAACUGGUGUCAGAUUAAGACCCCAUACUAUUGACUAGAGCUGACUUCAUUUGGGUACCUAUGAGCACUAUUGGAUCUGGAGCUCCACGAUGUGGUUGUUAUGCGCUUGUUGUAUAUUCCCCAGCAUAAAGCAUUCGUGCUUUUCAUGCAGCAGAAUAUAAGCGGCCCUCCUUGCCUGCUGGAGGAGGGGCAGGAAGCCUAAUGUUGGCUGGAGCACAUUGCCAUGGCAACUUUGACACAUUCUGGAUGUUACCGGUGAAACUGUGAGUGGAAAGAGUCCUAGGUGGGUGCUGAGGGGCUGUGAGUGUGUGAGUUUGCUUCUCUGCUUUUCCUGCUGAUAAUGACAUCAGUGAGCAUAUGGGUUACACUGAAUUCAUAGAAAUGGGACAGUGAACAACCUCUUUAGUUAUUGUAAUUUACAGUUUGUUUCUGAACACGCAGAGCAUAAAAACACUUGUUCUCAUUUGUGUAUCAGGUGAUUUUAAAAAUGAGCUGUUGUGCUGUUGUAUGCAUUUAAAAUAUGGAAUCAGCACCACGGACAGUGAUGAACCUCAUAAAGCUGAAUCUCUCACCUGCUGAUUCUUUGUUAAUUGUUUAAGUCAUUUAACUUUUACUUGCUUUUCCAUCAACCCCUCUGAUGUAUUAUUUCAAAUUUAUUUGAUAAUACAAAGUGGAAGCUGAAA
This is a messenger RNA of Paramormyrops kingsleyae, 2030 nucleotides long. RefSeq names its product DDRGK domain-containing protein 1. Gene Ontology annotation, biological process: negative regulation of IRE1-mediated unfolded protein response; protein K69-linked ufmylation; cartilage development. Gene Ontology annotation, molecular function: ubiquitin-like protein ligase binding. The record is from RefSeq and is a predicted model, not a curated record. NCBI's taxonomy places the organism in Eukaryota, Metazoa, Chordata, Actinopteri, Osteoglossiformes, Mormyridae.